Macrosiphum euphorbiae (potato aphid) is the source of this 1248-nucleotide messenger RNA. NCBI's taxonomy places the organism in Eukaryota, Metazoa, Arthropoda, Insecta, Hemiptera, Aphididae. The record is from the annotation of a GenBank genome assembly.
AUGAAUGAUUUGAGUAUUACGAGUGGCAGUGCAACUGUUGAAGUUUAUAAUGAUGAAAGCGGGUCAAGUUCAUCUCAAACUGUAGAAUUAUUGGAGGGUCAGAGUCAAACUAUUUCCCAAGAUGAACAGCAGUCAUCAAAGUCGAUAAAAACGGCCACUAUACUUGAUGGAACUUUUUUUAAACUGAUUUCGUCUGACUCUAAAAAUGUGAUAGCAAGUUGUGUUAAUGUCAGCCAAAAAAAUGUAAACAUUAAAGGAUCUAAAUUUUCAUCGUCAAAUUUUAAAUCACAUUUAAAGAGGAAGCAUGAUAGUACAGUUUUAGAUGAAUAUGAAAAUUAUAUAAAUGACGCACAAAAAAAAGAAAAAUAUGAACAUCCCAAUAAUACGAACUGUAAGAAUAAAACAAAAUACUCUCAAAAUCAAUUUGACGAAGAUGUAACUAAUUAUAUUAUUCAUUCAAUGGCACCUCUCAGUACAGUAGAAAAUCCAUUUUUUAAAAAAAUGUUUAUUGCAUCUGGAAUUCUUAAAAAUAAUAGUUUAACUUUAAUGAGUCGCCGGAGCCUUAGUAGAAAAAUCGAAACUCGUUUUAAUACAAACAUUGAAAAAUUAAAAAGUACAUUCGAAAAAAGUAAUUACUUAUGCACAACAGCUGAUGUGUGGUCUGCAAAAAGAAGUUUUAUGGGUGUAACCGUUCACUGGAUUGAUGAAGACUCGUUAGAGCGAAAAUCAGCUAGCCUAGCAUGUCGCCGUUUUAGAGGUGCUCAUACACACGAUAGAAUCGAAAAGAUAUUACAUAAUAAUAUACUACAGUACCAUUUGGACGUGACUAAGGUAAUAGAAACGGUUACAGAUAAUGGCAGUAAUAUGGUUAAAGCAUUUGAUGUAUUUGGUGUAAAAAUGACACAUUUUAGAAAAUUGAGUGAUAGUAAUGAUACAGACGAAAGCGAUAGCGAUUCAAGUGUUCAUAGUUUUCAAAGUGAAGAUUUAGAAAAUAAACCUUACGUUAUUCUUUCUAGGCAUAUUCGAUGUUGUGCUCAUACAUUGAGCCUUUGUGCUACCAGUGAUAUAAUGAAAACCAUUAUAUCAUCGCCACAUCUCCAUGAAAUACAUACUAGAGUCAUGCAAAAGUGUAAUAUGUUAUGGAAUGCGGCAAGGUCGACCAAAAUCAGCAGAGAUAAUUCAGUCAUUUUAGGACAUACCCUAUCAAGACCAGUGAGACUAGAUGGAAUUCACUAUUUGACUCGUUAA